AUUCGAGCCAAAUACAGGAACACAGCGGAGCAUCAACGACCCCCACAAACAGCCACCGCCACAGCCACAGCCGACACAACCAACUCUCGCAUCAAGCAGGCACCAUGGCGUUCUUGGACCGUGUGCCUGACCACCGCAACUUGCGCACACAACGGUUCUCGCUGCUGCUGCUGCCACAUGAUGACGUGUACUUUGAGGACUACAGCGCCAACAUGUACCGUCCCGGGCAUGAACAAGAGCCAAUUGAGGGUCGUAUCAAGGUGUGCGCAAGCUGCUUGGUGUUCGAUCCAAAGGACUACAACCAUCCCAUCUACUCUUUUCCUCACAAGGACAUUCAAGACUACACAUCAUGGGUUGAUUCGCGGCAUAACAUCAGCGGGUUCAAGCUGACAACGAAGCACUACACCAAGAUGAAAGAGGCCAAUCUGGUGCGCCCCUGGCAGAACGAGCGACCAUCAACGCCACAGACGUUCGCGUUCUCCCCGACGUUUGCCGGCUGCCACGAACUCCUGCCUCGCUUGCAGCAGCUGUACUUUGCGUGGAAAGACAAGACGUACACGGAGACGCAGACCAUGCUGGCCGACAUCACAAAGCGCCACCAGGCCGGCAUCACCUUCAACAUGGGAUGGAUCGAAGACCUCUCAGAACAGGUGAAUUUGCUUCGGUGGAGGAAGAGAAGAGACAACCUGCAAUGA
Salpingoeca rosetta is the source of this 695-nucleotide messenger RNA. RefSeq lists its product as uncharacterized. The transcript is spliced from 8 exons. Bases 105 to 695 code for a protein of 196 amino acids. NCBI's taxonomy places the organism in Eukaryota, Choanoflagellata, Craspedida, Salpingoecidae. The record is from RefSeq and is a predicted model, not a curated record.